Messenger RNA from Budorcas taxicolor (takin), 1645 nucleotides. It is a transcript of the gene TANGO2, whose product is annotated as transport and golgi organization 2 homolog. The record is from RefSeq and is a predicted model, not a curated record. Gene Ontology annotation, cellular component: Golgi apparatus. NCBI's taxonomy places the organism in Eukaryota, Metazoa, Chordata, Mammalia, Artiodactyla, Bovidae. The transcript is spliced from 9 exons. Bases 140 to 970 code for a protein of 276 amino acids. Gene Ontology annotation, biological process: protein secretion; Golgi organization.
GUCUCGGUGGACAAGGGAUGGAGCUGUGAGGGGUGCCUACAGCCGGGAGCUUGUGGGAACUGCUUUCUGCUGCCUGCUUCUUGUGCUCUGGGCAGCCUUUCAGGAGCCUGUGGCCCCGGAGCCUAGCCCCUCGGGACUCAUGUGCAUCGUCUUCUUCAAGUUCGACCCUCGCCCUGCUUCCAAAAAUGCGUACAGGCUCAUCCUGGCCGCCAACAGGGACGAGUUCUACCACCGGCCCGCCAGGGCCGCGGACUUCUGGGGGAGCAACAACGAGGUCCUCAGCGGGCUGGACAUGGAGGAAGGCAAGGAGGGCGGCACAUGGCUGGGCAUCAGCACGCGGGGCAAGCUGGCCGCGCUCACCAACUACUUGCAGCCGCGGCUGAACCAUGAUGCCCGGGGCCGAGGUGAGCUCGUGGCCCAGUUCCUGACCUCGGACAUGGACAGCUUGUCCUACCUGAAGAAGGUCUCGGCCGAGGGCCAUCUGUACAAUGGCUUCAACCUCAUCGCGGGCGACCUGAGCGCAGAGAAGGGAGACGUCAUUUGCUACUAUGGAAACCGGGGGGAGCGGGAGCCUGUCGUCCUGGCGCCAGGGACCUAUGGGCUGAGUAACGCGCUGCUGGAGACGCCCUGGAGAAAGCUGUGCUUCGGGAAGCAGCUCUUCCUGGAGGCCGUGGAGCGGGGCCGGGAGCUCCCCAGGGAGGCACUGGUGGCCCAGCUCCUAGAUGUGCUCAGCAACGACGAGGCGCAGCUGCCAGACCCGGCCAUCGAGGCCCAGGGCAGGGAGUACGUGCGGCCCAUCCUCAGCAAGUACGCGGCCGUGUGUGUGCGCUGCCCGGACUACGGCACCAGGACCAACACGGUCAUCCUCGUGGAUGCCGAUGGGCACGUGACCUUCACGGAGCGCAGCAUGCUGGGCUCGGACCCCACCCUCUGGGAGGCCGUUACCCAUGAGUUCCGGCUGCAGAGCUAGCCCGCAGCUGCCGUGGCUGGGGCUCCCGGGAGGCCCUGCCACAGGUACUGCCCGUGACCCAGCCAGCGUCCCCCAGGGCAGAGCCCUCUGUGUGAGCCGUCUGCGUCCCUGGGUCUAGCUCGGGGUCCAGCCUUAGGCCCUGGAAAUGACAGCUGCCUGCAGUCAGGGUGCCGGGCCUCCCCUGCCCGUGUGCAGAGCCCCAUGUGACACACGUCAUGCAGGCAUGCACACACUGCAGGCCAUAGGCAUGCACACGUGCUCAGACGCAUACAUGCUCCAGGCAUGCCACCCGCAAGAGCCGGCCCCGCGGCGAGUGCCUCUCGCCCUCCUGCGCUACGUCCUGUGAGUCUCGCCGCGAUCCAGACACAAGAGUGGACGUCCGCUUCGGAGCAGCCCCUCCUGUCCUGGCCGUGGCCCUCGCUGCCCCCAGCCCUGCUCCUGGAAGGGGACAGGGCGUCUGGAGGGAUGGAAGCCUCUCCCUAGAGAGACGCAGCCUGGGGCCGUCCAUGAGGGGUGCCCGUGCGCACUGCGCUGCCCGGGGCUCCCGGGCUCCAGGCAGGCCCGUCUCAGGGAGGGCACACAGAGGCCCCUGCUGUUCUCCUCCUCCCGAGAAACUGCACGGCGUAGGACUCUGUGAGUGAAUGGGGGAUGCUGACAAUAAAACAGAGGCCGGUG